AUUAUGUGCUGUGUGUUGACGUAAGCAUUUUUCGUGUUUGUAUGUGGACUGGGAGUGGGGCAAAGGAACUGCUGCCGUGUCGCCAAACAAAAUGGAUUGAAAAUUAAGAGCUGAGCCCGGUUUGAUGCAGCCGUCUAUGAUGACGUUUAUGGAGGGGGUGGGUGACGAGGUGAUCAUCGCUGGGGGAGUGGUACUGCUCGGCCUAGCUCUGGUACUGGCCUGGAUCUCUACCUACGUAGCCGAUCGCGGAGACCAGAUCCUGGGGACCAUUGUGAGUACAGGAGCCCACUCCACUCUGGUGGGGCUGGGGGGCCGAGAGAGAUACACGGGGGGCUCCUCCAGUUCCGACCCAACUGAGCCCCAGCCCAUCCUGCAGAGUGCAGAGGACAAGCCAGAGGAGGAGGGGGAUUCAGAGACUGGGUCAGAGCAGAUCCCCAACGAGGAGGCGUCUGAGCCCAGCGUUGACCAGCUGCUGAACAUCCAGGGGCUGCGCAAAAGGAGCGCCUCCGCCAGCGAGCCCAGUCUGGUGGGAGAGCAACCCGAGGAGACCAGCACCAACACCAGCUCCAGCGUGGACAGCAGCCUCUCCCGGGACAGGCAGAUCAGAGUGAGGCUCAAGUUCCUGAACGACACGGAGGAGCUUGCCUUAGUAAAGCCUGACGACACCAUCGGGUUUCUGAAGCGCAAGUAUUUCUCAGGACAAGAGCAGCAGAUCAAGUUCAUUUACCAGGGACAGCUCCUGCAGGAUCAAGCACGGACCCUGCUGUCCCUCAACAUCACCGAUAACUGUGUGAUUCACUGUCACAUCUCCCAGCCCCACCGUGAGCCAGCCCCUGAGCCCAGCACGGCCGUGGAGCACAGCGGCGUGACCCUCAAUGUCGGCAGCCUCAUGAUCCCCAUGUUCGUGGUCAUGCUCGCCGUGGUCUGGUAUUUCCGCAUCAACUACCGGCAGUUCUUCACCGCACCGGCCACUGUCUCAUUAGUGGGAGUCACUGUUUUCUUCAGCUUUCUCGUCUUUGGGAUGUACGGACGAUAAAAAAAAAAAAACACCAACUAAACUGAGCCGGGAGUUGGUUUGGGGGGGGGGGGGGGGUUACGUCUUUUUAUUGGCUUUAAAGCUCUCCCGUUAAUGGCACUAUAUAUGACUGGCCCAUGAAGGUCCGCUUUCAUGUUUUGUUGGUUAACUCUGUGGCUCUCCGUUACUGUUGGACCGCUCAUGCAGGAGUUCUCUUUGAAGAACGUAGUGGAUAACGAGGGCAGGGGGGGGUAGAAAGAGAUUGUUGCUGUAGCUUUGUCGAAUUAGCUGUGGCUGAAAUGAAAAGCUUGUGGGUCAGGAUGGCACACGGGCUCAAACGCUGUUCAGGAUGAGGAUUAAAGAACAGUGAACACACACACAUUUUUGUAAUAAUGAGCCCAGGUUGCAUGUGAAUACCAGCUGAGGUCUUGGUAAAACACAAAAUGGCUUAAACUGCUAGUGGUAAUUGUUUUUCUCCCUCAACCCUAAGAAUAGUGCUGUGGAGGGCUUCAUGUAGUGUCUACAAUACCACCCUGGAAAUGAUCAUUCAAGCAGGUUUGUUUCCCCUGUCGGCAAAUCGCAUGCAAACUGCCGCCACCAUAAUAAUUGUAAUGCACAGGCAAUUUUAAAAUGUGAAAAUGUUGAAAAUUGGGCUGGAGAGCAUCUAGUUGUGGGUUCAAGCAGUUACAUUGGAAUUUGGAAACACAGGUUCUAUUUUGGGUUUAUUUAAAUUAGUUCUAAAUUUUGUUAAUCACUUAAAUCAGACCAAGUUUCAGUGCAUAUAAGAACACUGUCAAUGCUAAAAAUGGUAACUUAACUUAGUUGCUUAAAUACAAAACCUAAAAAAAAAAAAAUAUAUAUUGUGUUCACAAUAACAGCAUGGAUUAAUAAGCUACAAGGACCGUUGGGGGGUUGAGUGUGUGCAUUGACCUACCUUUUUAAAUUCUUCAAAAUGAAAUGUGUUGAACCUUUUUUUAGAAGGUGGGGAAAAAGGAAAACAAUAUUGCUUUUGAGAUGUACUAUGUGGUAACUGCCACGGGCUGGUGUGAUGUAUGGGUUGUAAACAUUUGUGACACAUUUAAUAAGCUACAGAAUACUGCAAGAUGGGUUUUACCAUUAGAAACGGCAGCAAGGGCAGACCUGCAUCGCAGAGAGUCAUUCUUGCAAUGGGAACUUUUCAGCAUCACCCAGUUCAGCGCUGCUUUGUGGCUCAAGGAGUUUUGGUAUAUUCAGUAUCAAGGUUAAAAUGUAAUACUUGUAUGUUGUUUUUCUUCUAAAUAAUUUGGAUUUUAGUGGGCCCUGCAGAAGCAACUAACAGUUUCGUUAAAAGUUGUGUUUUAAGCUUUCUGUUAUAAAACUAUAUAAUCGCAACUAAAAGAAAUGUAUAAAAUUUAAUGAGAAACAUUUCAACUGAAGACAGUGAGAAAGACUUGCAGUCAAAAUGUUUCGUAUAAUAUUACUGCUUUGUACUGUGCCACUUUUGGUGUUUUGUAUGACUAUUGUAUAUUCUUGGACUUCUGCAUCGUUUUCUACAGGUUAAAAACUUUGGAUGCUCAUAGAAUAUAGGAAUAUAGGGAAACCAAAUUCUAUUGGAUCAUACUUUGGGAACAGAUACAGCCCUUACUUGAGGGAAACCAGGUAAAGCCCUAAAAUCAGAGCCCAUAUUAAUGGACGUUUGGAAUAUAGGUAGCCAGUCUUGCACCUUUACUGUUUAUAUUCCUGAAUGCUGAUUUUAGAGACAGAGGUCUAGCUUAAAAGACUAAGCUGCUUCAUCCCUGCACCUAAUUACUUCUUGUGCUCAGGAUCACACCAGCUCACAAAGCCCUGAUUACAGCAGCCCUUCCAAACAAGCAAAGCGUGCAACCUCAUCUGUUCAGGAUGUACAUUUCUAUUUAAACCACCUGUGUAAAUGGCUGGUUGCCACUAUCCUGUUGUGGACUUGAUUUAAAGUAGUCAUCUUUGUUUUUCUUUGGAUUCUUUUAAAUUUGAUAGUGAUUUUUGCAUGCAGUAUUCAAGUACUGUGGUUUACAAUGCAUCACUAUAAAUGAUGAAACUUUGUGAAAAACCAAUGCAAGAUCUCCAGAAGUUUUAGUUAAUUGUUCAGUAAAUACUGUACGAUACUGUACCUUUUAGGAUUUUUCAUUUUCUGUUUAAAAGUUUUAAACCUUGCAGCUGAGUCUAAAGCUGGAUGGUGUGAGCAGUCUGGAGUAGGAGACACACAGGCUUGCUGUCUUAUUUAAAACUGGGGCAGGUUCGCAGGCUUACUUUGCUGGACGCCUUGUCAGGGAAUUUGUUUCUUUGUAGUUUUUAUAGAAUGUAUUGCUUUGCAUAGUCAUGCUACCUAUUGCUUUAAAUGCACCCAAAUCCAUUAUACAUAGCUUUAAUUUGCCUGCAACCUUUUGUUUUAUUAUUAUUUGAAGUACUGCUUCUACAGAAAUAUUUUAGUAGUCGUGCAAUCAGGACCACUGUAUAGAUUCUAUCUUCAUUUUUAUUCUUAGUUUACACAAGAGCUUGAACUGCAGCAUUUAUUUUCUGCUGAGGCCACCAUAGAUGAACAAAGGUUUAUCUGUUGCAUGAGAGCUGCUUAUCGAGUUGUGAUAAAAAAAAAAAAAAAAAAAAAAAAAAAGUGAAACUCAGCUGGAAUUCAGCAACUCCAGCUGUCUGGCUGCAUAAAACCUCAGAGAACCACUUUACAGAAGCCCUCUUCAAUAAGGACUGUGCUCACCCAGCACCUGUUCCCCCUCUGCCCCCAGCUUCAUCCACAAAGAAACAUGACAAGGUCAGAGGUGGGGUUACGGACAAAGAUCUUGCCCUCAUUGCUACUGUAUUUUGGCAGCAGGAAAGCAGCUUCAUGUACCCGGUUGAUGAAUCAAAAACAGAGGUGUACCACAGUGUUCAGUGCUGGGUUGAACUCCUGCUUUGCUCAAUUCACAAACUGACUGUUUUCAGAGGAAGUGGCUGACAGCCGAUAGCCUGAAACACUAGGCAGCCCUAGCACAGGGUGAGGAUUAGUGUGCAUUGUGUGUGUUUGGUGGGAAGCAAGUCCACACUAUGCCUGCCUGCAGCCAACCCCUUCUCUGUCUGGAGCACUAAAGCACAGAGGAGCCACAAGGAUUUUAAAAGCAUUUUAUUUAUUUUUUUCACUUUACCCUUUGCCUUUUUUAUGAUGGCAAAUAUGCUGGCCAGUUAUGUACUCUAAUGUUGAGUUCUCAUUUUCCCUGCAUCUGUGAGCUUGUCUGUAAAAUUAUAACUGCCUGGGCUGGACAGACUACAUCCCUACUCAUCCACUAUGUAGAUUAGGUGCGCUGGCAAGGUUGAAUGGUCAUAAUCACUUGUGAAUUAAAAAUGCUAAUGCAGGUAGGAGUCUCCAGACAAGUUCAAAGCCUGCUGAAAACUAAAUACUUUGAGCAUCAAAACCUAGAACCACUCCCUAUAACUGCAAACAUCAUAAAAAGACAAGAGAAAGGUGGACCAAAUAAAUAAAAUGACAUGGACUGCUACCUGCUUUAGGUUAAGGGGAAAAGUUAAUUUCAUUUUAUGUAAUAAAACAAACAGUCAGUUCAGUUCACAAUGCACCUUUUUAGAAACCCCAAAGUGUGCCAACUCACCUCUGCAAACAAAAAUGAUUGAUCCUAAUGAUAUUAAGAUGUAUUCAGUAGCAAUGCCUGCAACAGCUCAGUAUAAAAGGUAUCUUGCCACCUUGCUUCUCACGCCUCUUUGCAGUUCCUUGGUUAUUCUAAACUUGACGGAUUGUUUUCUGUUGUAACUGGGAAGAAAACGAGUCAGGCUGGCUGCUGGAAUGUCAAACAGGCAAGAAAGACGACAACAGCAUCAUUAGAAAUAUUCGAAUAAAGAAUCACUCCACAAAGCUCUGGAAGGAAGUGUCAUAUUUCUCUAGAAAUGGUUCGACCAAGCAGUAGAAGGAAAAAAAAAAGCAUAAAUAAAUAUUGGCUACUGCUUGCCCAUUCCUGUACAAAGGUAGAGAGACUUUUGUAUUUGUUACAGAAGGCAAUUGCUUACUUAGGGUUCUGUGUUUUGUUGGGUUAUUUUAUAGUUCUAGGAGCAACCCAGUCUCUGAUGGAUCAAGGCGAAAGAAAAUACCAUUUCACUUGUAUGUCAGUCAUAGUACUUUGUCCAAGACUGGUCAAGCCUAUGUAACCAUACUAAAUUUGUAAAUGUAUGCAUAUGAUAUAAUCAUAUAGCAUGUGACCGUUGUUUUGACAGAUAAAAAAUGCAUUGACAUUUGGUGUUUAUUUUGAUAUUCAAAAAUGGCGUGAGGAAUAAUAAUAAAAAAAACAACUGGUUUACUAUUUUGUAACAGGCAUUCAGUUAUUUGAAUUUUCCUGUGACAUAGUAAUGUACUGCUUGAUCUUGGAUUGUCUGAUCCUUGCAUUGAAUGUUUAGCACACCGAUUCUUAGUGCUGGGAUUCAAGGCAUCUCUAAAAUGACACUUGCCAUCCUUUUCUAUGUUUAAAUGCACUGAGAAUCGAUUACCCUUUUGAUUUGUUGCAUCUGAAUACAAAACUCAAACCCAGUAGCAAUACAGGACUCCUUGCAUUCUCUAUGCACCCUGUAGUCAUUAAAUAACAUACUAAAAUAUCCACACAUUAUGCAAUUAGGGUUACAUUGAAAUUUGUAUAGAACUAUUUUCGUAACCUCACUAUGUGAAAGAGUAUUUGAUUUCCAGUUAUUGUUUUUAUAAUUCUGUCCAGUGGACAAUAUGCCCUUCACAGAGUGUAAUCAUUAAUGCUUGUCUGCAACUCUGUUCUGUAAAACUGUAUUUGACACUGGCUCACACACACAGUUUUUGAAAGAAACACAUUAUAGUAAACAAUGAUUUUAUUAUAAACUGUAUCUGGUAUUACUCUAGGUUAAAUACAACUGUUUGUAAACAGUGUUUUCAGAUUGUGAUGAAUGCCCUUUCACUGAAUCAACCAGUUGUUCCCCAUUGACGUACAUGCUUUCUCAGCAGAAAUGACUGUAAACCUGGUUUGCUCACCGUUCCUUCAUUUCAUACAAAAGUAAAUAAACCAAUACAAUACUAA
Polyodon spathula (Mississippi paddlefish) is the source of this 6060-nucleotide messenger RNA. Its product is annotated as transmembrane and ubiquitin-like domain-containing protein 2. The record is from RefSeq and is a predicted model, not a curated record. The transcript has 3 exons. The coding region runs from base 125 to 1036 and encodes 303 amino acids. Gene Ontology annotation, molecular function: protein binding. NCBI's taxonomy places the organism in Eukaryota, Metazoa, Chordata, Actinopteri, Acipenseriformes, Polyodontidae.